UUAUUUGUGUCACCAUUAGCUAAUGAACGCGUCUCCAUCACAACCACCCCCCCACACCCCCCAUCAACGCUAUGUCUUAAUAAGCCGCCGGCGUGCCACCACAAAGACAUACCUGGAUGCGAACAAAAGCUUUCGUCGUGGAGAUGACCGCAAAUGAAUGGCAGGGAGAUGAGCAAAAAAAAAAGAACACAGUUCCUGUGUCACGCUUAGAACGGGCCCCGAAUGACGUCCCGAUUGCAUGUGCUGAGACGGGAUAUAAAAGGCCCCCCGUUCGUUUCCCUGCGGAGGAUGAAAGCGCAGAUGCGUGCCUCUUGCAGACCGCAGAAGAUGAGGUGGUUCACCCCCAAAUUGCACUCAUCUAACAAGAAGGUCCUUGUUCUUCUUCUGCUUUUGCUGCACUCCCAGGCGUCGCUCUGCGAUGCCCACACCGUGUCCAGCGAGUGCUGCAGGCAGCCCUCUCGCCCGUGUCGCCUCCACCUGUUUCUGUGCCGCUCCGGCGGGACCGCCACGGUUGUGUCAGGCGACGCCUCAGCCGGCAUCCUGACUCUGGGCAAGCGCACGCAGGACGAGCCAACCUUCCAAAGUCGCCUGCAGCAGCUCCUCCACGAGUCCACGGACCGCUCGGCUGGCAUCCUGACCAUGGGAAGGAGGGCCCAGCCGGGGGUCAAAGGUCACUAUGCUGCGUUGGCGCCCCCGUCGUAUGUCACCGUCACUCCUUUGCCUGUUUGA
Messenger RNA from Doryrhamphus excisus (bluestripe pipefish), 729 nucleotides. RefSeq names its product hypocretin (orexin) neuropeptide precursor (gene hcrt). Gene Ontology annotation, cellular component: perinuclear region of cytoplasm. Gene Ontology annotation, biological process: regulation of neurotransmitter secretion; sleep; neuropeptide signaling pathway. Lineage: Eukaryota; Metazoa; Chordata; Actinopteri; Syngnathiformes; Syngnathidae. The record is from RefSeq and is a predicted model, not a curated record. Gene Ontology annotation, molecular function: neuropeptide hormone activity; type 2 orexin receptor binding; type 1 orexin receptor binding.